AUGUAGAAAAAUCCUUAAAAUAUAAUUAACAAAAAAAAGAAGACUUACAUAUUAGAUAGAUAUAAUAGUGUUUUUUAAUCUAGAUAUAACCAUACAGCCGUAGAAUAUUUACCAAAUAAGAUUCUAGUUUUCGGAGGUGAAAUUGUGGAUUAUAAUUAAACUCAAUCAAGAUUAAAAAACAACAAGAUUUUUUUAAAUGAUACCGUUAGUUUUGACAGUGAUUUUUUUUAAUGGAAAUAUCAUUUUUGUAAAGGAGAUUUAAUAGAAGCCAGAAAAAAUCAUUCCGCAUGUAUGAUUGGGAAUGAUUAAAUGAUUGUUAUUGGAGGAAUUAAUAAUGAUGGAAAAAUUUUAAAAGAUGCUUUUAUUUUAAAUACUAAAAAGUUUAUUUGGAAAAAUAUAAAUUUUAAAAAUAAUAAAAUUUUUUAAAAUGGAAUUGCUUUUCAUUAAACUUGUUUUGUUUCUGAGGAUAAUUCUGUUAUUUAAUAAUCUGUUGUUAAAAAUUAAAGUUUUAAAUAAGAUUAAGCUAAAGAGAUAGGACUUUUUUUGUUUGGAGGAAUUGAUGGAAAUGAUAAUUAUAUUAAAAAUUAAAUGUUUUUACUAAAAUUUAAAAAUGAUAAUUAUAAUUGGAUUGAAGAAGUAAAUACUAUAGGAUAAUUACCAAGUAAAAGAUGUAUGCAUUCAAUGAAUUACUUAUAAUCAAUGUAAUUAAUUAUACUUUUUGGAGGCAAAUAUGAAACUUAAAAAUCAACUUUUUUUUAUAAUGAUUUACAUGUCUUAAAUUUAAGAAAUUUAGAAUGGAUUUAAGUAAAUAUAUGUGGAUAAAAGGCUUAAAAUAGAGCUAUGCAUUAAUGCUUUAUAAAUUAAAAAAGCCUAAUUAUUUUUGGAGGAUAUAAUGAAGACGGGCUUUUAAAAACUAAUUUAGAAAUUUUAGAAUUCGAUUAAAAAAUUGUAAAAUAAAUAAAUGAACAAGAAAAACAAAAGUAAGAAAAUUAAUAUAAAAUCAGAAAUAGCAAAUAGAUUGAUAUUGAUAUUAAUUUAUAAUUAAAAAAUUAUAAUGAAAAUGAUGAUAAUAAUAAUAAUAAUAAUAAUAAUAAUAAUAAUAAUAAUAAUAAAAAAAAUAAUAAUUAUAUUAAUUAAUUAAAACUAAAAUUAAAUAAUACUAUAGAAAGUUUAUUAAUUUCAAAUAGUUUAUAAGAUAAAGCUAAUUAUUUGAAUAUACCUAUUUCGGUAUAAAAAAUAGAAAAAUAGUUUUAAUGA
Ichthyophthirius multifiliis is the source of this 1257-nucleotide messenger RNA. Its product is annotated as kelch motif family protein, putative. Gene Ontology annotation, molecular function: protein binding. NCBI's taxonomy places the organism in Eukaryota, Ciliophora, Oligohymenophorea, Hymenostomatida. The transcript has 2 exons. The record is from RefSeq and is a predicted model, not a curated record.